AUUACGAAUACACUAUAUUUCACCAUACUAUGUAUGGCUGAAAUAUAAAUAUAGUCUGGCCACUAGUAUACAGUCAUCUUCAGCAUCUUGUGGGUAAUCAGGUACAAUACGUUGACCCCAAAAGAGCACUUCCGGGUCACCCACAAUGCAUUUCUGCCCGAAUGCCCGAUUUUCCUUUUGGAGAAGAGCGCCAGUUACGAGUUCUCUAGACUCUCGACUAAGUAAGCCUUCAUUCAAACGUUGCACCAGUGCUAAUUCAUUGAAUUGAACGGAUACUUGUCAGAAGUUGAUCCAGAUACAGAUGACAUGGCGACAUCAGACAACAUGCAGGGUUUGGAUGACGUCAGGAGAGGAGCAGCAGGGGGUUCUGCCUGGCAGGGAGAAAGACGAGAGGAUUCUGGUGAGGAGUCCAGGAGGGAGAAAGGUGUGAAAGUGUACAGGUGUGAGGAGUGCAGCAGGCAGUUCAGCCGGCUGCACAAUCUGAAGACUCACAUGCGGACUCACACUGGAGAGAAACCCUACAGGUGUGAGGAGUGUAGCAGGCAGUUCAGCCGGCUGCACAAUCUGAAGACUCAUAUGCAGACUCACACUGGUGAGACCAUCAUGAAGUGCUUCAGGUGUGAGGAAUGCCACAAGCAGUUCAAAUUGAUGAGUAAUCUGAAGAGACACAUGCGGACUCACACCGGGGAAAAACCAUACAGGUGUGAGGAGUGUAGCAGGCAGUUCACUGGACUAGGAAAUUUGAACUUGCACAUGCGCACUCAUACUGGGCAGAAACCCUACCGGUGUGAGGAGUGUAGCAAGCAGUUCAGUCAGCUGGGUCAUCUGAAGGCCCACAUACGGACUCACACCGGGGAGAAACCAUACAGGUGUGAGGAGUGUAGCAGGCAGUUCAGUGAGUGUGAGGAGUGCAGCAGGAAGUUCAGUGAUAGUGAGCUGUCUAGUCUGAAGAAACACAUGCGGACUCACACUGGGGAGAAGCCCUACAGAUGUGAGGGGUGUAGCAGGCAGUUCAGUGAGCUGUCUAGUCUGAAGAAACACAUACGGACUCACACUGGGGAGAAACCCUACAGAUGUGAGGGGUGUAGCAGGCAGUUCAGUCGGCUGGAUCAUCUGAAGAGACACAUGCAGACUCACACAGGGGAGAAACCCUACAGGUGUGAGCAGUGUAGCAGGCAGUUUAGUGAGCAGGCUACUCUGAAGACACACAUGCGGACUCACACUCAGUAGAAACCCUACAGGUAUAAGGAGUGUAGCAAACAGAUUAGCACAUCAUGCAACCUGAAGAAACACAUUUGGAGCCACAAAGGAGACACUGUAUAGAUGUGACGGCCAUGGUGGGCAUUAUACAGUACUGUAGUGCGACUUGGUUUCAAGGUUAGGGCAGAAUGCUGUACAAUAAACCUGCCCUGAUGACUUGACUUGUUGAGCUUCUAUAGGAGGCAUGUUUCUAGAUCCUAGUGUUUUUUGUUUGCAACUGCUUUUGUUUUGUAGUACUGUUAGAAGUACUGUGGACCGUAGGUCUUGUAUGUAGGGAUUGCUGUAGAAAAAUCAAAGUGAAAUGUUGGUUUACGUAUACUGAAGCUUUGUUUUCUGUUAAAUUGUUAUUUUAUAUAUAUAUAUUGUAGCUAACCAGUUCUGAGUCAAUACGUUUUUCAAGUUUAGUGUUAAGAAUUUUUUGUAGUAUUUUUGAUUAGAUACAAGGAAGGAUUGUUUGUUUGUUUGAACCUUCAUUAAAGAAACUACAUGUAUACUCACACUUGUUUGUUUGACCUUUAUUCUUGAGGAGCUCAAAUCAGCCUAAAGGCUGCUUUUCAAUGAAGUAAGGGGUCAGAUUAUAUGUAACAGAGAUUGAGUUCAUUCCAUUACUUAGUCACCAGAUGUAACAGAGAUUGAGUGCAUUCUAUUACUUAGUCACCAUGCGGAUGUUUGUUGCCAGUGUAUAUACUAUCACAUUUUCUCAAUUAAUAUAUGCAAAAUCUAAAGGUAAUGGAAGUUGUUACCAUAUUUGAGUGUAUACUCUAUUUCAGGUUAUUGCCUAAAUGAAC
Molecule: messenger RNA, 2048 nt
Organism: Branchiostoma floridae (Florida lancelet)
Lineage: Eukaryota; Metazoa; Chordata; Leptocardii; Amphioxiformes; Branchiostomatidae
Product: zinc finger protein 492-like
Exons: 5
Coding region: 307-1230 (307 amino acids)
Biological process (GO): regulation of transcription by RNA polymerase II
Molecular function (GO): DNA-binding transcription factor activity; RNA polymerase II cis-regulatory region sequence-specific DNA binding
Source: RefSeq, a predicted model, not a curated record